AUGCUUCAACCUCAUCGCAAAGGAACAUUGCUCAGGAAAUUUUCAUCAUCACUCGGAAAACAAGUCUUGUUGGGUAUCAAUGGAUUGCUGAAACAACAACAACGGAGAAAUGUACUCCUAUUAAAUGGUAUCACCCAACAAGCCUCAUUUCAUAGAAUUCUUAGAAAUAAUAAUUCCUCAACAACGCAUCACGAUGGACCUUUUAAUUUGAAGGAAGAAACAAAUCAUGCCAUUCAACGAGUUUUAAGAUCAUCAGUAUUCUCGGGAUUUAAUGCUAUUGAAAGAAAUUUUCAUUACUCGGUCGGAAAACAAGACUCGAGAUUUACGCUCACAAAUUAUUCUGAUAAUGAUCCCGAUUUUGAAAAACCAACAUUUUCAGGAAAAGUCUCUAAGAAUUAUGUUCCUUUCCAUGCGAGACCAGGUGGUAUACCACCAGAAUUACUGGCCGCAAGAAAACACCAAAAAGAGGAAAAUCCAACUGGUAUCAUGGCAAAAACAGUGGGUCUUACAGUUUUAGUUGUUUUUAUACUCUAUCAAAUUGCUUCUAUUCAAUUUGUACAAACAACAAUGAAAGAAGAAGUAUUGAGAAAAACUGCUGUUGUAUUUAGGAGAAGAAUUAUGGAGUUACAAGUCACGAAAGGAGCUAUUGAAAAUCAAGCAGUCGAUGCUAUCAUUAUUCCAAGCGAUGAUAAACUUUCAAACAAUCAGGGAGUCUCAGAACGAGUGGCCAAUGUUGCUGGACGUAACUAUUCGGUAGAAUGUGCUACAGUUUUACAGAAAAAUCAGGGAUCUCUCAAACCAGAGCAAGCACUCGCAACAUCCAAUGGAGGAGUAGAUGCAACUUUAAUGUGUAAAAAUGUCAUUCAUGUGUUGCCACCAACAUGGAGUGGAGGAAGGAAGAAAGAAGCUCUACAACUCGAGCGUACCAUACUUGCUGCACUUGCUAAGGCCGAUGAGGUGGAAGCAAAAACUGUCUCCAUGUAUAUGCUCAAUGACUCUAAUUUUCCCAAGAGAAGAGCUGCUGAGAUUACCAUUGAUGCUGUGUUGAAAUAUGCAUAUGAAAGAGAUGUCGGUCAAAACACACCCAGCACACUUCAGAUUGUCAAAUUUGUGAAUGAUGAUGAAGAAUUUAAUGAACAAUUGCUUGCAGUUUGGGAUAAAAAGAAAACAAAAGGUCAAUUGGUUUAA
Messenger RNA from Naegleria fowleri, 1188 nucleotides. RefSeq lists its product as uncharacterized. The record is from RefSeq and is a predicted model, not a curated record. Gene Ontology annotation, molecular function: transcription corepressor activity. The coding region runs from base 1 to 1188 and encodes 395 amino acids. Gene Ontology annotation, cellular component: nucleus; cytoplasm. The transcript has a single exon. Gene Ontology annotation, biological process: negative regulation of gene expression. NCBI's taxonomy places the organism in Eukaryota, Heterolobosea, Eutetramitea, Acrasida, Naegleriidae.